This is a messenger RNA of Postia placenta MAD-698-R-SB12, 1617 nucleotides long. RefSeq lists its product as hypothetical. Gene Ontology annotation, molecular function: zinc ion binding; nucleic acid binding. NCBI's taxonomy places the organism in Eukaryota, Fungi, Basidiomycota, Agaricomycetes, Polyporales, Adustoporiaceae. Bases 1 to 1617 code for a protein of 538 amino acids. The transcript is spliced from 6 exons. The record is from RefSeq and is a predicted model, not a curated record.
AUGUCCUCCACCCUUUUGUUCCUCGACCAGUUCAAUGCCCCCUCAACCGAGGGCGGAAAGAGGAUUUCAAUCUACACCCCUAAGCACACCCAUGUCGGCGACAGCACUUUGCUGAUGCUACUUCUCAGUAAUCCCACCGAUGUCUUCAAUAAACUCAAGACCCAUCACCCCGAGGCAACCAAUGCCACUGACUGCGCUGCACUAGAAGUGUAUCUCUCUACCCGCCGCGAAUACGACGAGGCUGUCAAGGCAGCCGACGAGGCCAUCGACCACCACAAGCGGCUCCUACGUCAACAGGAUGACCGUGUCCUCACCGAGCUCAUUCGACUCGACAAUCUGAAAGUUGCCCAUCGCUUUCAACCGCUCCUACCGCGCAGCAUCCAGGCACAACACAACAAAUUCAUCCCACGUGCCAUCCCCAAUGCAUACCUACCCCUACCCGCACCCCUACCGACGUCUACCUUCAGGCACCCCCCGAUCUCGUCCCCUUUUCUCCAAGCAACGCCGCAGAGCACUACCAUCCCGGCCGACUGGCAACCCAACCCUGGUUGGACCCCAAAGGGAAGCUGUAGGCGAUGCAGAUCGUCUCGACACUGGGUACGAGACUGUCCGGACAUACGAUGCACAAGAUGCGGAAAAGAAGCCCCUGGACACCUGGAGCGAGAGUGCGGAACCAGGCCGAUGAAGCGACAUGUAUCCACACCACCUGAAGAACCUGCGCGAUGCGUGGGGGUGGUCGUCAACAACGUGUUCCUCGAGGGAAUCAUCAACGAGGCAAAGGAGAGGAAGGAAAGAGAGAGGCAGACGAAGGUGGUACCCAUCCCCCCACCGUGCAGCGCUAACCCCGAACCCCAGGCUAGUCCCAUCGCGGGAUCCUCACACCCCCGCCCCGAUACACCCGUCGUCUUUCGCAAAGUUGACCCCGAUUGGACACCCGACACUACUCCAUGGACGUGGGACAGCUCCUGGCCGCGUCAGAAGCACCUCUCUGGCGAGGAAUGGAAGAAUGUGGGAAGGAACGUGCACAAUGAAUGGUUCAAUAAAGAGGAGGACGAUGGCAUAGACUGGGAGUUGUACGGAGAUGGUGAGCAGCGACGAGCGAGGGCUUAUGGACAGCACAAAGUGCGCAUGGACCCCAUUAUACGUAAACCUCAGUAUGGUGCGCGAGUGGGUGCAUGCAAGACUGAGGGUGCAGGUCGCAAAACAUACAGGGACGGCGGCAGAACAGGAACACGAGUGUUCUGUUAUACGAAAGGCAGCAUGCGUGCCAAGCAAAAUGUGGCAUGGCACACAGAUCAGGAAGAAACAAACGGAAAACAUACAGGUAUUCUAGACAAUGCUGGAUUGGAGUUCCAACAAUUUCCUCUCAACUUUGGGGCUUGCGAAGACAGUGUGGUGUUGGAACAAGGGUGCGAACAGCACGGGGGGCCUCCGGCCCCCGGCUACUCGCGCGCCCGAGCUUUCGAGCUCGUUCCUGACCACGCGGGUCGGCGUGUUUCAACACAUGGAUGGGGAGAUGAUGUGGGACAGCUGCUGAUGAAUACACGGAGACUGAAGUAUCUCCCUAUGACGGAGAUCGAAGUGUCUCCGGCAUGGGGAGAUAUCUCCGGCGUCUAA